CAGAUGUAUAAGACAUACUUUAGAGUGUAGAAUCACUCAUUUCGCUUCCUCUGUAGUCGACGUUUGAACCGAGGUAUUUAAGAACGGAAGGAGUAGAACCAAGGUAUUUAGACAGUCUGUCACUGCUAUCAAAUUUCUUAGAUGUUUGUCUUUUUAAUCUUUUAUUUUGCAUGUUGCAUAUGAAUUAUUAUACUAUUCCUGAAAAAAUAUGGCAGAACUAUAUUUAAUUCAUAUAUUUCACUUUGCAGAAAGUGCCACUGACAGAUAUGGAUAUUGUUAACCAUGAAAAAGAACCUAUCAACAAGAUCGAUGUGCAGAUAGAAAUAAUAGCAAAUUCGCGUCAUAACAAACCAAGAAGAUCAAAUACAAAUAUUACACCACAAGAUUAUAUUUGCACAGCGGACGAUAUUUCCAUUAUUAAAUCAAUCAUGUCCUUACAUGAAAAAACGAAGUUGGUGCACAUCAAUGAUGCAUUAUUAACGAACGCUGAGAUGAGAUGCCUUACGCAUGAUGAUGUGUUUUUGCAUGAUGAUGUAAUAAAUGCAUACAUAUACUGCAUAAGUGCCCAGGAGCAUCUGCAAAAUAGAGCGGAUGGAAAGUAAUCAAUGCGAAGAAACGAGAGAUACAGGUACUGGACUCGCUUGGAGUUGGAAUGGGCCGCAGUGACCUCACUAUGACGUUACAAGGACUUGACAAGCAUCUAAAAACCGCAUGUGAUAUGCCGGAGUUUAAGAGAGGUGAUAGGUAGCAGGACCUCGAUAUUAUGAAUUGGACAGUCGUAGACAAGUUCCAAGAGCCAAUCCAAACAGAUAGCGCGUCAUGUGGAUUGUUUAUGUUAAAUUGUAUGGAGUAUUGGACUGGAGAUAUUUUGUCUGAUAAUUUCACUCAGGAGGACACGAAAGAAUUUUGACGAAAAUUAGCUGUCAUAUUGUUGGAGACAGAACUUAAUAAGUUAAAAGGAAGUCCAAUAUAUUAUCGGACUGACAAUGAAGAAAAUGUAUCUGACAAUGAAGAAAAUGUAUUUGAUUCUGAUGUUGAGUUUCUGAAGGACCGAAAGCGUAAGCGGCAAGAUUCACAUGAUGGAGCCGAAGACAAAAGCCCCCUUCGGAACCCCAUCAUGGCCGCGGACCCGCAAGAUUUAGUUGAUGAACUAUGCAACCACAUCAUGUCAAUUAAUGAUGCUACUUCCUUGGAGAAGGAGUGGGUGCGAAGUUCUAAACCCCAUCCGAUAGGAUUAAGUCUUAGAAGGAUCCAAGGUAUACUCCGCAGGGACCAGCCGUUGGACAUUGAUUGUUUCAACAUGGCUAUACGUAUACUUGCAAGUGACGAUGCCUUACUGAAAAGAGAUCCUCCCGUGCGCUUUAUGGAUCUACAAUUUUAUACGGCCGUGAUUGAAGCUGCCCUCGCUUCCGCACGAGAUUUAGAUUCGCGGGUACAGCCAGAUAUUCAGGCGCUAGCAUCAUUGCUUCGUAGCUCGACUGAGAUAGACCACACCAUCUCAUCAUGCAAUUGGAUAUUGCUUCCUCAUGCAUUCCUCGGCUACUUCAUCUUGUUCGCAAUCGACAAACAUGCCCGUCAAGUAUCUAUUUUGGACCCACUUAUUCCGUCCUUAUCUUCAGAGAGAUAUGCAUUAAAAUUUCAGAGGGUUGCAUUCUACCUGAAUGAUGCACUCGAAUUAGCACAACCGGGUUGGAAGUCUGAUACAUUUUUCUGGCCACGUAAAUCACCAAUUGAUGUUCCGACGAGCGUAGACCGGGAUGAAUCUGGUUAUUUUGUUUUCAAUUUUAUGCUCUCAUGGCAUGGUAACAAAUUUGUUCGUCCAAUUUGCACGGAUGGUUAUCAGUUGAGAAAGAAUUUGUUGAUACACUUGCUCGAGUAUCAUGCGAAUGAAGCUGAAGACAAUACCCCGUAUGAUGUACGAGAAAUUCUCAAGUGCCUGAAGUAGGAAGUUAAUAAGAGAUAAUAAACUGGACUUGAUCUCUACGCAUCGGUAGUCAGACUAUAGUUUCAUUUUAUCAGAAUUUAUUUGUUCAUCUCCAUGGAUUUGUUUUCCGUAUUUGCCAUAUGUUGUGGCUAUUUAUUUAUAAGCUUUUGCGAUGCAAUAUGUAUUGGAGGGGGAAAAAGUUGAGCUUCAUCUGAAGACAGAUGCACUCAUUAUCUUAUUUUCAAUUUUAUGCUCUCUGGGAUGGUAACAAAUAUAUGCAAAGGCAUGUAAAUUUCUUUCCCUCUGUUAUAAAAUCUCGGUCGGUAUCUACCGACACAAUAUUUACUCUUCGAAAAAAAGUCUUGGGCAAUAUGCACUUAGCCUACGAAUCGCCCCCAAAAUGCAAAGAAAAAACGAAACAGCUUCACGCACGAUACUUGUGCCCGACCUGUGCACGACAAGCAAAUCCAGUGACUACUGCUGUUCUCAGUCGUGUAAGCAUGUGCGGCUGGAUUCCAUCGUCGUUUAGCUAUCGUGUAAUUUUUGUCGUGUGUAUAGCACCUCUCAGGAAAAAAAGACUCGGCCUGCGAACCGAUUAAAAAAAGUGGAACUGUUUCCUCCCCCGGACGAGAGACCAACAAGCCCGUCCGCCGUCGCAUGGCGAUACGCGUCCCGGUCCGCCGCUCCAAGCCGAUCUGCUUCCCCGUCCGCCGCCGCAGGCCGAUCUGCUUCCCCUCCGCCGCGGCACCUCUUUCCCCGCCCACCCCCUUUACCCCCCCUCCCCGAUUUCCUCCAUGGCAACUAACGCGGUCAGCUCGAAACUGGCAACCGCCGGUCAGCGUUGCUAUGUGAUCGUGGAGCUCGUCGAUGGUGGAGCUAUGGCAGUUAUCUCCCCACCCCGCAUGAUAAAAAGGUGCAAACCUCCCUUGUCUUCAGUUCUCCCUCAUUCUCUCUUCCUUUUUACUCGUCGGGCCACCGCUGCCGUCUUCACCUCGCGCCGGCAUCAGCAGCGGCAGUGGAGCGGACGACGGCUUCGUGCCUGCCCUCGGUGCGUGGUGAAGGGGCGGUGGCGGUCGACGUGAUUCGGCUGGGUGCGCGCGACACCGCGUGUGGCGCUGCUCCGACUCGCGGUGCGUGGACCAGGCCAGACUCGCCGCAUUCCGGUCACGACGCGCAUCCAGCUCUACUGCAACUGCCGCUUUUUAUCAUCCACGGUCACCUGCGACAUUCCACAUACAGGCCAGGUCUAAACAGAGAAGUUACCUGCCACACAACAAGGAAAUCUGGUUCAAGCUCUACUGUUGUUUUAUAGGAGGAAGUUGGAGGCGGCAUUCGAAAAUCCAGCAAGUUCUUCUUCUGGGUAUGAAAAAAAAAAUGACUAUAGAUUUCGUGGUCUGCCAUUGCUUUUCUAUUUCUUUGUGUUCUUAUUGUAUCGGAUGGCAUGAUUGACAUCUAUUUCAAAAAGUCCAUAUACUUCAGCAAUUGACAGAUUUUGCUAUCAUACAAGUCAAUAACAAUAGGCAUCGAUUGCAAACUUUAGAGAUGGCGCCAAUUAAUCUUAGACGUCAGCGAACAUUUGCAAACUUCACAAAAAACCCAGUUGAGCCUAGAUUCAUAGACUUCGACGGCAUCGAAUAUUCUGAUACAUUCAGAACUUGUAGCAUCUGCGUGAGGGUAGAUGUCAAAUUCCCGGUUAAUCCGAGUGGUGAUAAGCUUCACUUCAUUCUUAUGGACAAAACUGGUGCCAAAAUCGAGGCUAUAGUUGCCGGAAAAGAUUUAGUGAAUAGAUUCAAUAUUACAUUGCACAUGGGUCGUAAGUACAUCAUUCAUGGUGUUACUAUGCGGCCUAACUUUGAAGAACUGGAGUGUAGAUACAUUCAACACACAUAUGAGUGUUCCUUCAACGCAAGGACAUUUGUUGAGUCUCUCUCACUUCAAUUUCCAACAUAUCCCAAGCAUUUGAUGCCGUUCCAAGAAGUUCAGAGGUGUCCAAGAAACACUUUCGUAGACAUAAUUGGCAUAGUCGUUCAUUAUGAUGGACAUGAACGCAUUGGGGGAUACCCAGGUGCUGAAAUACAUAGAGAGGUCACCUUCAUGGAUAUGUGGGGCAAACUUAUAGUUUUUGGGAUUUGGGGUGGCAACUUGAUUCAGAACUCAUAUAGGUGGUCAACAACUGAAGGCAAUAAAUCUAUUGUCCUUGCCACUAUGCUUCGUAAGGAUUGCAAAUACGGAAAUCUGGAAACUUCAAAUUACACCACCCUUGCAUUCAACCCGGAUCAUACUGCAGCACGCGCACUUGAUGAUAUUCGCCAGAAAAUAAUAGGUGGGUUGAUUGAUAUGAAGUUUGUUCAGCAAUUUAUUGAGUGGAGGUGGGCUUUCCUAGCAAGCGAGUUGUCUACAAAGGAUCCCGACACAGGAUGUAUACAAAGAAAGCUCGGCGCAUGUAGUAGAGAUAGUAGACAUUGGUUAUGCCUAUUAUGCAUGAUUGUGUGUUUCAAUUUGUAAGUGUAGUUAUCACGUACUUGGUUUGUAUGUACUAUGUAGGUGACUGUUUCGUCAUAUUUGUUUGUGUCUAUGGUGUUUUAA
This is a messenger RNA of Aegilops tauschii subsp. strangulata, 4510 nucleotides long. NCBI's taxonomy places the organism in Eukaryota, Viridiplantae, Streptophyta, Magnoliopsida, Poales, Poaceae. The record is from RefSeq and is a predicted model, not a curated record.